CAUUACGCGUUGGAUUAAAACAUUUUGAAGACUAAAGCAAUCCUUUCAUCUGGAAAAAUGGCGACGGCAAGACCCACGUUGAGUUCAGCGGUACAAUAUGUCCAGAUCGACGGUCUGGUGGUGCUGAAGGUGAUCAAACACUGUCAGGAAGAGGGUGCUGGUGGUACUGACUUGGUACAGGGUGUCUUACUGGGAUUGGUAGUGGAGAAUCGACUCGAGAUCACCAACUGCUUCCCUUUUCCCAGACAUAAUGAGGAUGAGGACUUUGAUGAAGUUCAGUACCAGAUGGAGAUGAUGAGGAAUCUUCGCCAUGUCAACAUUGACCAUCUCCACGUCGGCUGGUAUCAAAGUACAUACUUCGGUUCCUUUAUCAACAGACUGUUUCUCGACUCGCAGUUCAACUACCAACACUCAAUAGAGGAGUCUGUUGUCCUCAUCUAUGAUCCAUUGAGAACCACAAAGGGCUAUCUGUCACUCAAAGCAUACCGACUAACUAAAGACAUGAUGGACUUCUAUAGGGAGGGCGACUUCACUCCAGACAGCCUCAAGGAAGCAGGCAUCAGCUUUAAAAAUAUGCUGGAAGAAAUCCCAGUGAUCAUAAGGAAUUCCCACCUGUGUAACAGUCUUCUGUGUGAGGUUGAUCAGAGCUUGAAUUCCAGCCAGAAGUUCAACUUUCUUGACCUUGCAACGAGCUCCAUGCUUGAGAAGAAUCUCCGACAGUUGAUGGAAUGUGUGGAUGACGUGGCUAUGGAUGCUAACCGCUACCUCAAUUUCCAGAGACAGGCUGCGAAACAGAAGCUACAGAAGUCCCAGUACGUUCAGAAAAGGGCACAGGAGAAUUCACAGCGAGCACAGCAUGGUGAGCCCCCUCUUCCAGACGAGGACAUCAACAAACUGUUCAAACCCCUCCAGCCCAUGGAACGCCUUAACAGCCUUCUAUUGGCUGGCCAGAUAGACAACUAUUGUGCACAAGUUGGGGACUUUGCAUCACAGAGCUUAGGAAAACUGUUCUUGUCAGAGAGCUUGAAAAAUAAACCUGCAGAUAAUUAGACAUUAUAAUUGAUAAUUAACGCGA
Molecule: messenger RNA, 1075 nt
Organism: Pecten maximus
Lineage: Eukaryota; Metazoa; Mollusca; Bivalvia; Pectinida; Pectinidae
Product: eukaryotic translation initiation factor 3 subunit H-like
Exons: 6
Coding region: 58-1050 (330 amino acids)
Cellular component (GO): cytoplasm; eukaryotic translation initiation factor 3 complex; cytosol
Molecular function (GO): translation initiation factor activity; protein binding; metallopeptidase activity
Source: RefSeq, a predicted model, not a curated record